AUGCAGCCUGACGAGCAGGCACCAGUCAUUACUUCCUACACCAACGAAGGAACUCAUGUGACUGUCGAGGUACAUCCUAGAAAUACCACCCCACAGCUGUUCAAGAAAUUCUCCCUUGGGAAAGGAGUCCGCAAGCUGCCCAGUCUGACAGGCCUGGAUAACAAAGGUUUUCAAGAGAACGGGAAGAGCAGAGUGCCCCUGCCUGGUGGAAAAGACCUGCAUGCAUAUCCAUGGGACAAAUCCGGUCUGAAAUCCAUGACAUUAGACCUGCAGCAAUUUGAGAAACUGGAUGCCUAUGCAUCAAAGGUGAGUGUCAAGAACAGCAUAGAGGAACUGGUGAAAGUCCUGCUCCGAGAAGCCCGGACUGAUCUGGAGAAAGUCAGAGCCAUUUGGAUGUGGAUAUGCCAUCACAUAGAAUACGAUGUUGCGGGCUUCCAUAACAAAGGCCAGCGGUCUUGUGAGCCAAAGGAUGUCCUUCGCACUGGGAAGAGUAUUUGUGCGGGAUACGCUGGGCUCUUUCAACAAAUGUGCAGUGUUGCAGGUGUACUGUGCAUGGAGUUAUCAGGAUACUCUAAAGGGUACAGUUACAGACGUGGACAAUCCUUUACAGGGGAUAGUGACCAUGCCUGGAAUGCAGUUUACCUUGAUGGAAGGUGGCAUCUGCUGGACAGCACCUGGGGAAGUGGCUCAGUCAAUGAUUCAUGCAGCAAGUUCACCUUUCAAUACAAGGAGUUUUAUUUCCUUACGCACCCGGCCCUAUUUAUUAAUAAUCAUUUCCCAGACAACAGCAACUGGCAGCUCCUGAAGCCAGCUCUGACACUGAAAGAGUUUGAGAGCAACAUGUUAUACAACAUUCAGUUUUACAACCUGGGAAUGCUGGCUGCACAUCCAGAAACGCCCAUCGUCCAAACAGUAAACGGAAAAGCAACUAUUUCUAUCGAGAGCCGUGCUCCACUAUUAUUUAUGUUUAAGCUGCAGGGAACUGAGGAACAUGGUUUAAUGACAUUAAAAAAGAAUGGGAUGAAACUGGAGAUCUAUCCCCAGAAGACUGGAAAUCACAAGCUACAGGUCUUUGCCAAGCCCUCCAAAGGCUCAGAGGAUCACUACAAUGAGGUGUUAGAAUACACCCUAGAGUGCAGCUCUGUGGACAAGAACAUGCGUUUCCCAAAGGACCUACGUCAGCCUGUUGGACCCAGCUGGUUCACGGAGCGGAAAGGAUUCCUGAGGCCAUCACAUCCUGACCCCAUCAUUCACACCAAUGACGGGCGGUGUUCCAUCACUUUCACUCUGGGUAAAGAUAUAAGUGUCCUUCCCUCACUGCAUUCGGAUAACACUAGCUUGACUGAGGAUAUGAGAAGAAGGCACAUCAUGGAAAUCCAUCGAGGAAACCAAAUUGAGUUUAAGAUCCAUCUUCCCCAUGCAGGAAAGUUUGUUCUUAGAAUCUUUGCCAAGAAGCAGUCAGACCCAGGCAAUUACAAUUACAUCUUCAACUACCUCAUCUCCUGCCCAAACACCGAAGUGAAGUGGCCAGUUUUUCCAGAGAAUUAUAGAAACUGGGCAGAAAGCUAUGAACUACUGGAGCCACUUGCUGGGCUGCUGCCAGCCAAUCGCAAUGUUCAGUUUAAGCUCAAGCUGCAUAGUAUAGCAAAGGCAUUUGUUCAGGGUAAAGACACUUCUUCUCUGACCCUGAGUAAAGAUGGUUACUGGGAAGGAACAUGUAAUACUUCUGGCUGCACAGAGGUGCGUGUCAUGGUGCAAGAGAAUGCCAAUCUCAAGUUCUCAUACAUCCUGAAAUACGAAGUAGAGACCCAGUAA
Molecule: messenger RNA, 1815 nt
Organism: Emys orbicularis (European pond turtle)
Lineage: Eukaryota; Metazoa; Chordata; Testudines; Emydidae
Gene: KY
Product: kyphoscoliosis peptidase
Exons: 10
Coding region: 1-1815 (604 amino acids)
Biological process (GO): neuromuscular junction development; muscle organ development
Cellular component (GO): cytoplasm
Source: RefSeq, a predicted model, not a curated record